Molecule: messenger RNA, 2508 nt
Organism: Cyprinus carpio (common carp)
Lineage: Eukaryota; Metazoa; Chordata; Actinopteri; Cypriniformes; Cyprinidae
Gene: carf
Product: calcium responsive transcription factor
Biological process (GO): regulation of transcription by RNA polymerase II
Cellular component (GO): nucleus
Molecular function (GO): RNA polymerase II cis-regulatory region sequence-specific DNA binding; DNA-binding transcription factor activity, RNA polymerase II-specific
Source: RefSeq, a predicted model, not a curated record
ACUCGUUUUCAAUUUUGCGUGCUUCCUGUAUAUAAAGACUGGGCUCGCCUGUGUUCAGUACAUCGGGAAGCGCUGUCAGAGCGCGAUGACUCGAACAGAUGAUUUCUAUUCAGUCUAACGCUAGAGCUCUGUGUGUUUUCUUUCUUUUACACGCUGUGUUUUCAUGAAACUGCUGCGCUAGCACUGAUCCAAUAUGGCGUUUGUUUUAAAAUGAUGCUAGUUUGUCCCAUUUGUAUAACGUUAACGGUCUUUACUCCAUAAAGCGGAGUUAUAAUUGAGAAUAAAUGGAGGAGGAAGAGAGAGAUGUGGAGGAUGCUCUUCAGUCUGAAGAGAGAGAGGAUGCACAGCCUGAACACACAGGAGAUGGACUGCAACAUGACAAAAACUCAAAAGCUGAAGAAAAUGCAGAUGUACAAGAGCUUCCACCGGUCAUCCCAGCCUCAGAGACUGUAGCAGCCAAUCAGAAGCCUUCCACAGUCCCGACGCCGAUGGACAACUUAAUUAUACUUGACCAAAACGGACAUCCCAUUCAAUAUGAUCGGGUGGUGAUUGUGACAGGGGCGAAUGGACCAUUAUAUGGUGUCCCAUCUGUGUCUGUGGGGGCCGCUCAGAUGUUACUACCUCAUGGUCAGCUGUUGAAUGUCGCAAAGUCAUCAGGUGUCUUUGUGGAAAAAAGACAGCAGACAAUCAUCACAUCCAUAAAAGACAGCGAUGGCACUCACAGUUUAGCUGCAGUGGCAGCUCAGAAUGUCACUGAUAUUAAAAUUCAGAGGAAAAGUCCUCCUGAUGUAUUUGAGCCUCCAGUGAAGCCACUUCCACCAGGGGCACCAAACUGGGCUCUGAGACUGCGCCGGUGUGAGAAGAUCGGUGACUCGUACCGUGGUUACUGUAACACAGAGGCAGAGCUGGAAGCUAUUCUGCUUCUACACAAGCAGCAGACCCACACCGUGUUUGGCACCCGUCAGUCACCCUCACCGGCUAAACCUGCCAGCAGACUCAUGUGGAAAUCACAGUAUGUGCCAUACGAUGGCAUUCCCUUUGUUAAUGCAGGAAGCAGAGCCAUUGUGAUGGAAUGCCAGUUUGGUCCACGGAGGAAGGGCGUUCAACCUAAAAAAGGGUCUGAACAAGAAACAAACCAAAACAUCCUCUACAAAGCAACCUGCCCUGCCAGAAUAUAUAUCAAAAAAGUAAAAAAAUUCUUGGAGUACAAGGUUCCAACAGAUCCCAAAGUGGACAAGAAGGUAGUGCGGCAAGAGCAGGAGAAAGCCUUCUUCAACCUCAAGAAGACUUUAUGGGAUGUUGGAGGCGUUGUAAGGUAUUACAUCCAGCUCCCCACAGAGAAAGCCCACCUGUACCACGACGUGGACACUGCAAACCUGCCUCCACUUCCAGAGCAGAUCUGCUUCGCAGAGGAACAACAAAAUGAAGAGGAAGACACAGAGGAGCUGGAUGUCCUGAUGGAAGAUGGGACACCCCUACCCUCUCGACUGCACCCACUCGUAGCAGAGAAGAUCUGUGAGCUGGUGGCACAAGGUCAUAAUGAGGUUUACACUGUCCGCAAGCAGCUCAGGAGGUUUGUGGAACGUGACAUGUUCAAAUCGGAGGAAGUGCCUGAGAGACACAAUCUGUGUUACUUUCCCACUGUCAUUGACAUCAAGAACCAUAUCCACGAGGCUCAGAAAGCUCUUCAGAUGGGACCACUGGCUACCUCAGACACAGAAUGGAAAGCAGAGGCUAAUAACUUGCUUCCGGAGACUUUGACCUUGGCCUUGACUCCUGCUACUGUGGGCGUAUCCUCUCAGAAGGAAGGGCUCCUGGAAGGAAGUGACACUCUUUCUCCAGAAGCUGUGCAGCUCUUCAGCUCUCUCACAUCACUGCAGCCCAAGAUCUUUGCACAUCUCCAGGCAAUCCAGCUACAGUCUGUCUUGUGUCCAGUGGAAGAAACGGUUCAACCUACAACAGCACCACCAGAAGCUCAAGAGCUGUCCAGCCCUGCGCCCCCACAGCCUGUCCUGCUGAGUCCGUCCCACUUCCUGCAGUCGGGUCCCAGUGCUGGUGAAAGCGUAGCUGCGUGUGACAGCAUGAGUCAGCUGGUGAACGUGGCCUCGGCCGAUGAAGGUGGCAUCACACAAAUCCUGUUAGAGGACAGACAGGCCAUUCCUGUCCAGGCUGUGGACCCUGCAAGCAUAACUUCGACUCCCUCAGCGGACGAAACUCCAGUAAAAUAGGACGGUGGAUGUGUCAAUGGAUGUGUCAGCACAUUCAGAGGCUGGAAGUACAACUAUGGGAAAAGAAAACAACAUUCUGAGCUCUUUGAUCACUGGAGGAUUCAUUCAUUGUAUCAUAUACAGUAUUAUGUGAACAUGGACUUGUAUGCAAUAUUGAUAUGUAGUAUUAUUAUUUUUUUAAUUUCCCAUUAUUGCCAUUUUAAUUUAUUAUGAUGACAGCAAGAGAAAAAAAGCAAUUUCUCAUUAAAAGGCUAACUGAAUAAAUGAGACCAGAAUUAAA